AUGGGAUGGUCCCGGAGUGUCGUAACUUGGUGGUAUCUCUAUAACGAGGAACGAGAACUUGAUGCCCUAAUUCUCGAAAUAAACAAUUCAUACUGGGAGAAGCGAAAUAUUCUGUUGAGGAUAAAGCCAACUUCGGAUAAAUUGAACCCGUGCCAGUCUUUAGAUUCAGCAGAGUAUCUUGAUCGGCGGCAGCUAGUGCGAUCUUUGCCUACAGCAACGAAGGCCAAAUUCUACGGGGGCGAUUGGCGUAAGUAUAUAUUUGCUUCCCCUUUUGAAAAGGUUGAUGGACUUGUUUCCCAACGAAUGAUGGACCCGCUCAAACCCCAUUCUUGGGCAUCUGGCUCAACCCUUUCCAAUAUGACGACGCUAGAGGAAACCGGCGAAGUCAGGAUGGCGACACGCUUGACCUGCGAUGGUUACCCGAUUGAUCCUACGCGAAUGUCCUACAUUGAUGUCAUAAAGGUCAUUAUUUAUUGGACCUUGCCAGUCAUUAUGACAACCCCGGAGAUCUUCUUCAAGGCCAUAAAAAUUAGACUGUCCGGAAUGAUGAAAAUGAACAGCAAGCCUCCUGUCCGUAGUGGGAGCGUUGGCCGUCAUAUCAAAAGGCUUGAACUAAAUCUUGAAGCGUACUUUCGGGCGUAUCUUGCCCGUUGUGUCGAUAAUUAUCCCGAACCUGUCGAGCUCAAAUACCUCCCCUGUAGGUCAUUUACCAACGACACCGUUUAUAUGCGAUCGCCUUCGUUUUAUGAAAAGGGACCUACAAUUGUGCGAUAUCUUACAGUUGAGCCAGCUGAUCCAUCUUUUUAUACGCGAAUCAUCAAUUAUAUGGACGUGAAAACUGCACUAGACCAGGAAGCCCAACAGACUGGACACAUUGCGGAUCCAACAGCUCAGCGGCUCAUUGUUUCUGACACCUCCCUUCUUAAGUCCAUUCUUGAAUACUCAUCAUUUUCAUUUCAUGAAGAAGAGGCAGUUACUUUUUCGAGGUGGAAGCUUAGACAAAUGCUUCUUCUGACUAGGCCAAAGUCAACUCUUACAUUUAUGGACAUCUUCAUUCUCUCGUCUUUGGAACCAAGAUCAUGUAUGACCUAUAUGUCCUCCAGACUCCGACUAUCAGCCGCACAUACACUGGCUGCUGAUUCACAGAGACUUCUUUCAAUUUACCUAUUCGUGGCAUCGUGCUUAAUUCGAUGGUCGGUCCUGGAGUUGUUUUCAAGGGCGCGAGUGUGCAUUUUUUCAUCUACCGGACUGCACUAUCCCCACUGGGUAACACUGGCCAGUGCCGUUUUGGAAUAUUGUCUCAUGUUGAAGGGUCUGGCCGUUAUGCAAAGGUGGCUUAUGUGA
Molecule: messenger RNA, 1344 nt
Organism: Talaromyces stipitatus ATCC 10500
Lineage: Eukaryota; Fungi; Ascomycota; Eurotiomycetes; Eurotiales; Trichocomaceae
Exons: 2
Coding region: 1-1344 (447 amino acids)
Source: RefSeq, a predicted model, not a curated record